Quercus robur (English oak) is the source of this 6272-nucleotide messenger RNA. Its product is annotated as disease resistance protein RUN1-like. The transcript has 7 exons. The record is from RefSeq and is a predicted model, not a curated record. Lineage: Eukaryota; Viridiplantae; Streptophyta; Magnoliopsida; Fagales; Fagaceae. Gene Ontology annotation, molecular function: ADP binding. Bases 1 to 3495 code for a protein of 1164 amino acids. Gene Ontology annotation, biological process: signal transduction; defense response.
AUGGUUUUCUUGACCGACGAAGGAGCCUCUUCUUCUUCUUCUGCCCACCGAUGGGACUAUGAUGUCUUCUUGAGUUUUCGAGGUGAAGAUACUCGUAAAAAUUUUACAAGCCAUUUAUAUAAGGCUUUGUGUGAUCAGGGUUUUAACACCUUUAUUGAUGAUGACCUUCCGAGGGGAGAAGAAAUUUCAAUGAAACUUGUUAAAGCCAUUGAAUCGUCAAUGAUUUCAAUUGUUAUAUUCUCUAAAAAUUUUGCAUCUUCUACUUGGUGCUUGAAUGAACUCGACAAGAUUUUUGAAUGUAGGAGAAGUAAUGGCCAAUUGGUUUUUCUAAUUUUUUACAAGGUGAGCCCAUCAGAAAUACGUAAACAAGAUGGAGAGUUUGGAAUUGCACUAGCUGAACAUGAAGAAAAAUUCAAAGAUGACAUAGAAAAGGUUCAGAGGUGGAGGACAACUUUAGCUGAAGCAGCUAAUUUGUCUGGAUUUCCUUACAAUGAUAGUUACACUGAAUCUGAAUCUGAGUUUAUCCAAAGAGUUAUAAAAGAGAUAUCAAGGACCAAAUCAAAUCGUGAGCUAUUAUUUGUUGCUAAACAUCCAGUUGGAAUAGAUAUUCGAGCAGAGGCCGUAGAAUUGCUUUUAGAUAUGGAGUCAAAUGAUGUUUGCAUGGUAGGAAUUUGUGGUAUUGGGGGAAUAGGUAAGACUACGAUCUCUAAAGCUGUUUAUAAUAGAAUUGCUCACCGUUUUGAAGGAAGCUGUUUUUUAGAGAAUGUUAGAGAAAUGUCAAAAAUAAUUGGUGGCAUAACCCAACUACAAGAGAAAUUUCUUUCUAAGAUCUUACGAGAUAGAGAUUUGAAGGUGCACAAUGUAUUUGAAGGUAUCAAUUUGAUAAAGAAAAGACUUCAUAGUAAAAAAGUUCUUUUAAUUCUUGAUGAUGUGGAAGACUCAAAAGAGGUAGAAAAUUUGCUUGGAGAAUGUAACUGGUUUGCCUUCGGAAGUAGAGUAAUUAUAACUACAAGAGACAAACAUGUACUAACCACUUGGGGAAGAGAUCCUCGAAUAUAUGAGGUUACAGAAUUGAGUCAAUGUGAAGCUCUUGAACUUUUCAACCGGCAUGCCUUCCAAGCAAGUAAAUAUGGGGAAGAUUAUUCAGAACUUGCAGAACAGAUUAUAUGUUAUGCCAAUGGCGUACCAUUAGCUUUAAAAAUAAUUGGUUCUGAUUUGUGUGGAAAAAAGAUGCAUGAAUGGAAAAGUGCAUUAGAAAAGUAUAAAAACAUUCCACAUAAAGAUAUUCAAGAAAUACUCAAAAUAAGUUAUGAUGGAUUGGAAAAAUUUGAAAAGGAAAUUUUUCUUGAUAUUGCAUGUUUUUUUAAGGGUUACAGCAAGGAUAAUGUUGUAAGUGUAUUAGAUUCUUGCAAUUUAUAUUCUGAGUAUGGUAUUGGAAAACUUAUUGAUAAGUGUCUCAUAACCUUGGAAUAUGCCUAUGAGCCACGGUAUGACUUUUUGUCAAUGCAUGACUUGCUACAACAAAUGGGUAGAGAAAUUGUUCAACAAGAAUCAGAAGAGCUUGAACAACGUAGUAGGAUAUGGCGUUAUAAGGAUGCUCAUAAGUUACUAACUAGAAAUAUGCAGGGAUCAAAUAAAAUUCGAAGCAUAAUGUUGCUCUCACGUGAACGAACAGAGAUGCCAUUGAAACCUAAAGUUUUCAAGAGGAUGAAAAAUCUCAAAUUUCUUGUAGGCAAUGUACAUAUUGGUGAAGCACUUGAAUAUCUCCCAGAUGAGUUAAGGUUUCUUGAAUGGCGUGAAUUUCCUCUAUCCUUAUCUUCCAAAUGUUGCCUUCCUCGACAACUUGUUGUACUCAAGAUGUUUGAGUCGAACAUUAUAUUGGAGAGUGUUUUCAAGAAGGGGUUCCAGAAUGAUAAUUUGAAAAUGAUCAGUCUAGAAUCUUGUGAAUUCAUUACAAAAUUACCUAACUUGUGCUGCCCAAACUUAGAGGAAUUGAAUCUCAGAAAUUGUGAAAAUUUAAUUGAGGUUCACGAGUCCAUUGGACUUCUUGAGAAGCUUAAAGUAUGGGAUCUCUAUAAAUGUUCACAACUUCAAAUUCUUCCAAGUACGCUCAUGUUGAAAUCUCUUGAAGAUUUUAGCCUAUUUAGUUGCUCAAGGCUUAAGAAGUUCCCCGAUAUUCACCCAGAAAUGAAUUGUCUAAAGAAAUUGGAUUUGGAACUUAGUGGUAUUAGAGAAUUGCCUUCAUCACUGUUGUAUCUGACUGGACUUGACACGUUAGGACUAUUUCUCUGCCGUAAGCUUAGGAAUUUUCUAGUUGGGGCCAAUAAAUCACAAAUGCGGGGGGAAGAAGAUAUUCCUUCUACCAAAUUGAGAUUGGCGUGCAACUCCUUUAAUAACUUUUCGGGACCUACUGGGUUUCUGUGCUUGACAGAACUGAAACUUAAACAUUUGAGAAUUCAAGUUGAAUUAGAUUCUUGGAUGCAGCCUGAUUACUUCCCAGUAUUGACACUUUUAGAUCUAGGUUUCACUGGUAUUGUUACCAUCCCAGAAAGUAUUAGUAGAUUUCCUAGAUUACUAUGUCUUAAAAUUCAUAAUUGCAAAAAGCUUCGAGAAAUUCCGAGACUUCCACCAUCUAUAAGAACUGUGAAUGCACGGGAUAGCGAUCGGCUGGAUACACAAUCAUCAAGCAGAUUAUUGAAUCAGUUUCGAGAAAUUCUAGGGAUUCCAUCAAAUACUGUCGCUGAAGCUGCAACAAGCUUUGAUUCUGAAUGGCCUCAACGUUGGAAUUUUCUUAUGCUACCAUUAACUGAGAUUCCAAAGUGGCUCAAAUUCAACAAUCAUCAGAGUUUUGGAAAUUCCGUAUCAUUCUUGGUCGGUCCCAAAUUUUCAAAUUUGGUUGUUUGUAUUGCUUUUCCAUCGAAGGAUGUGUACAAAGAUAAAGGGUACUCGUGGUCUGUUCACAUUUUAAUCAAUGGUAAAGAACAACUCCCAGUGUACAUGGAGAUGGCGAAUAGUAAUUCUGACCAUGUAUGGUUAAUUUAUCGGAAAGUGAAUAUAUCAAAUCCAUCUGAAGAGAAUCGCAUUGAGGUUGAGGUUAAGCUUACACCUUGGAAUAAUAUUUCUCUAAAUAGGGAGAGGAUUUAUGUAGAAUGCAUCUGUUGUCCUCAGAAACCCAAUAUAUCUCCUCCCUCAUCUAUGGAUCAAUGUGCUUUCAACAAUGGGGAAGAAGAUUCGGGCCGUGUUGGAAUCCGAUGCCGACUGCGGAGAAGAAACCAUCGACCAACCCAUGCUAGACGUCCCCAAAAACACUACCUGUCCCGCUUUGGAUGGCUUCGAAUCCGAUUCCAACUCUGGAAACGAAGCUCCAAACCCCGGAGACGGAGAAUUACUAAUGGGUUUCUUGAUGAGGGUUCAUCUUCAAUCCCCAGUACCUUUCUCAAUGAUGAUACCGAUGCCAAUCUGUAUCCACCAUCAAAGAAGACAAAAACAAGUUGAUCCAACUUUGAAGAGAAGGGAUGCAACAAACAUAUGGGAAGUGGACACUCCUAUUAAACCACCUAAUGUACUUUUCAACAGUUACCUUGGCAGUAUAGCACAUGAUCAGAUGCUGAAGGGGGGCAGGGGUGGGGCUGUAGUUUAAAUGCUUUGUACAUCCUAGUAUUCUUUUAGCAGUACCUUGUGGCAGAGAGUGGAAAGAUUGAAAUGGCAGCUACUUGUGGGAUGGUGGCUGGGUAUGAUGGUUUUAGCCUAGGGGUAGAGAUGCUGAUUGAUGUAGGCAUAAAAGCAUGGGUAUGAUGUAGAGUCUUAAAUUUUUAUUCAUGAUUUUUAACAUCCCUUAAUGCUUGUGGAAUGGGUAUCAGUUACUGGAAGAGAAGAAGUUUGAUUUUGAAUACUGUUAUGAGCAGAUUAGCUUGUGCAGGUCAUAGCAGAUUAGUAAUACUGUUAUGUUGUAGUGCUUGCCACCUUCUAUUUAGUCAUGUUUCAUAUGGUCUUUUUAAAUAAUCUUUCAUAAAUUGGAAGGUCUUCUUUUUUCUGUUUUUUUUUUUUUCAAAAGGGCCUCAGAUAAAGUUGCAGUUAGUACUGUUAAACAACUUUGUAAACAAUGAGAUGCAUCUAUGUCUUGGAGUGGUUUUCACUUGUGACUGUAUAAUCACUGUAUACCUAUGACAUUUCAACAUUGGUUUUUUUUUUUUUUUUAAAAGAUUUAAUCACUCCAUCAAGAAUAUGAUUACUGCUAAUGUUCUUUAAAACAAUGAUGGUUUUUAAGUAAAAUUGAAUUUUGUAGUUUCUGGGUAGCAGUUUCUGUAUCUGUUUUAAAUAAUCGUUGUAGUUUAAGAACUUUUUAUUUAUUUUGGUGGGAUACUCUCUUGAUAUCAUCCCUCUUAUCCAAAUUACAUCAUCCACAAUAGCCAGCCUUUUGGAACCAAAAGUUUCUCUUCUUAAUUGCACCAAAAAGGAAUAAAUUUCAUUACAUUACUAGAUUUUGUACAUCAUUUUAUUCAUAAUUCCAAAGAUAAGUUAAUUUGGAGAUCUGAUGAGGAAUGAGUGCACUAUAAAAUCCAGUUGUCACUUAUUCUUUUGAAAGCUCUCUCUUCCUCAUGAAUUGAAGCUCAUCUCCCUCAUCAAUAGCGUUGCUUCUUGGCACUACUAAUAAAAAAAAUCCUAAUUUUCCGUGUAUUCUGUUCAAAGCCUUGGUAAUCAGUCUUCUUCGUGGAGAAAGCGAAUUUUCUUUGAUUCACAAUCCUUUCUUUGAAAGUUGCAAUGGAACACUAGCUAUCUCCUCUUUGAUUGUGCAAUCACUUCUAGUUUUGGGGCCACCUCAAGAAUUGAUCUUCAUCUUCAACAUUAUUUUUUAUUAUUUAUUGAUUCCAUCAAAACUAGAAGUUUUAAAUUCACAUCCAAUAAAUUAUCCAUUUAUAGUUUUUGGUAAAUGUUGUUCUAACUAAAAAGUUUUUGACUUUGAAGAUAUUUAAGGCCCCUCAACUAUAUUUAUGACGAGCAUUAGUAUACUAGGAACACUGUGGCCUAUUCACUUGACUACCCACUCCCAAGUCUCAGUCUUGAGUCCUACUAAUGUGAGUAUAGUAAGGACUCCAAAUAAUAAUAUAUACCAUGCACAGAGCAUCUAUAGUUUCUGUGUUAAGGCAUGGAAAACCACAUCAAAGUGAAAAGAGAAAACCGGUAAAGGAUUCUAAUAUGCCCAAACAAGCUCUAUAGCAACUGAAGAAGACACCACGACAUUGGGAGACAAUUAUACUAUAGGAAGCAACAUUUUAAUAGCAAAGAAAAUGUCCAAAGAGUUGAAUAAUUAAAAGGAAGCCAAUAGGGUAUUAGUUUAGUUAUGGGAAUAAUUUCCUCAAUGUUACAAAGCAGAGUCCAAUGAGCUAUAGUGUGGGUUCAGGAAUUACACUUUCUAACUACAUGUAAAGCUUGCCAACAAUAGCAUGAAGUUGAUGCCAACCUAGUAUCCACUAUUAGUGGUUCUAUGGACUAGUGAGAUCUGCAUAGAGAACUUUGGGUUCAUUGAAUUUCAUUUAGUUCAUUUCCCUCCAUCAAAACCUUUCUAAAACAAAGCUUUGAGUGCUGUUCUUGCUUCUACUAUAAGAGGACCAUCCAUCCAUCCUUAUUAGCUUGAUACAAAACAAAUAAUGUCAUUCUUAUGAUCAUGGCCAUCUGUCGCAACACAUGUUUGGUUGUUUGUUAAAGUUGCAUCAAAAUUAACUUUGACAAAAGGGGGAGGAAGAGGUGUUCAUGUUCUGGUACCUUUGUACCUCGGUAGUGGAUUCCCAGGCUUGCAAAUGAGUUUUUGUAGUUUGAGAUGUGCUCCCUGCAUUGGAUCAGUUGUAGUCCUACGUACCAUCUGUCUAUUCCUUUGCAUCCAGAUUACAUCACAACAUAUGGUAGCACACAUUGAUAAAUUUCUUACCUCUUCUAGUGGGACCUUCAUGGAGCUUUUUGAAUUGAACACUAUUUGGAUCCAUUCCUCCAUAGAUGACAGGUUGAGCUCUUAAAUUCUAAAAGGUCGUUGGGGAUGACCACAAAUUCCGAGUCACUAGGCACUUUAAGAAUAGGUGCUCUAUGGACUCUUGGGCUGCAUUACACAUUUGCAGUUUAGGUCUUCUAUUGAAAAUAUCAGGCUUAGCAUCACUUUUGUUAUGGGAACCAACAUUAAGGUUAUAGUUCUUACCCCAUUUCUAUCUUUGUCUGUCAGUGUGCUCCAUUCCAUUUUUCCAUCAUUGUUCUAUUGAUGCACUCCAUACGUCAUGACAAAA